Messenger RNA from Pan troglodytes (chimpanzee), 1468 nucleotides. Its product is annotated as flavin-containing monooxygenase 5-like. The transcript has 7 exons. The record is from RefSeq and is a predicted model, not a curated record. NCBI's taxonomy places the organism in Eukaryota, Metazoa, Chordata, Mammalia, Primates, Hominidae. Gene Ontology annotation, molecular function: N,N-dimethylaniline monooxygenase activity; flavin adenine dinucleotide binding; NADP binding.
AAAUACUUCAGAGAAAAUGCCUAGUAUCUACAAAUCUGUGACCAUCAAUACUUCCAAGGAGAUGAUGUGCUUCAGUGACUUUCCUGUCCCUGAUCAUUUUCCCAACUACAUGCACAACUCCAAACUCAUGGACUACUUCAGGAUGUAUGCCACACACUUUGGCCUCCUGAAUUACAUUCGUUUUAAGACUGAAGUGCAAAGUGUGAGGAAGCACCCAGAUUUUUCUAUCAAUGGACAAUGGGAUGUUGUUGUGGAGACUGAAGAGAAACAAGAGACUUUGGUCUUUGAUGGGGUCUUAGUUUGCAGUGGACACCACACAGAUCCCUACUUACCACUUCAGUCCUUCCCAGGCAUUGAGAAGUUUGAAGGCUGUUAUUUCCAUAGUCGGGAAUACAAAAGUCCCGAGGACUUUUCAGGGAAAAGAAUCAUAGUGAUCGGCAUUGGAAAUUCUGGAGUGGAUAUUGCGGUGGAGCUCAGUCGUGUAGCAAAACAGGUAUUCCUUUGUACUAGACGUGGAUCAUGGAUUUUACACCAUGUUUGGGAUAAUGGGUAUCCCACGGAUAGUUCAUUUUUCACUCGGUUCAAUAGUUUUCUCCAGAAAAUACUAACUACAACACAAAUAAAUAACCAGCUAGAGAAAAUAAUGAACUCAAGAUUUAAUCAUGCGCACUGUGGCCUGCAGCCUCAGCACAGGGCUUUAAGUCAGCAUCCAACUAUCAGUGAUGACCUGCCAAAUCACAUAAUUUCUGGAAAAGUCCAAGUAAAGCCCAGUGUGAAGGAGUUCACAGAAACAGAUGCCAUUUUUGAAGACAGCACUGUAGAGGAGAAUAUUGAUGUUGUCAUCUUUGCUACAGGAUACAGUUUUUCUUUUUCUUUCCUUGAUGGUCUGAUCAAGGUUACUAACAAUGAAGUAUCUCUGUAUAAGCUUAUGUUCCCUCCUGACCUGGAGAAGCCAACCUUGGCUGUCAUCGGUCUCAUCCAACCACUGGGCAUCAUCUUACCUAUUGCAGAGCUCCAAUCUCGUUGGGCUACACGAGUGUUCAAAGGGCUGAUCAAAUUACCCUCAGCGGAGAACAUGAUGGCAGAUAUUGCCCAGAGGAAAAGGGCUAUGGAAAAACGAUAUGUAAAGACACCCCGCCACACAAUCCAAGUGGAUCACAUUGAGUACAUGGAUGAGAUUGCCAUGCUAGCAGGGGUGAAACCCAACCUGCUCUUCCUCUUUCUCUCAGAUCCAAAGCUGGCCAUGGAGGUUUUCUUUGGCCCCUGCACCCCAUACCAGUGCCACCUCCAUGGGCCCGGGAAAUAGGAUGGGGCCCGGAGAGCUAACCUGAUCCAGAGAGAGAGGAUCAUCAAGCCCCUGAGGACUCGCAUUACUAGUGAGGACAGCCACCCAUCCUCGCAGCUCUCUUGGAUAAAGAUGGCCCCAGUGGGCCUGGCAUUUCUGGCUGCUGGCUUGGCAUACUUUUGA